Alnus glutinosa is the source of this 852-nucleotide messenger RNA. RefSeq lists its product as uncharacterized. Bases 1 to 852 code for a protein of 283 amino acids. The record is from RefSeq and is a predicted model, not a curated record. NCBI's taxonomy places the organism in Eukaryota, Viridiplantae, Streptophyta, Magnoliopsida, Fagales, Betulaceae. Gene Ontology annotation, molecular function: protein dimerization activity. The transcript has a single exon.
AUGUUCCAUGCUACUUGUUCAGUUCUCGACACUAUCUCAAAGGAUGGAACCAACUAUUCUCAGCGCGGUGAUGCUGAAGCGGCUUAUAUGGUAUUAACAUCAUUUGAAUUUAUUUUGAUAUUACAUUUGAUGAAAGAGAUUAUGGGAUUUACUAAUUGUCUUUGUCAAACUUUGCAACAAAAUUCUCAAGACAUUUUAAAUGCCAUGAAAUUGGUUUCAACUACAAAAUCACUUCUUCAGAAUUUGAGAAAUGAAAAGUGGGAGCAUUUCCUUGAUACUGUUAAAUCAUUUUGUGAAAAAAAUGAAAUUGAUGUUCCUGAUAUGAAUGCUCGUUACACUAGAGCUCGAGGUAGAUCAUGUCGCCAAAAUGAAGAAUCUUUCAUGACAAUGGAGCAUCAUUUUAGAAUUGAUGUAUUUAUUGCUGCAAUAGACUUCCAAUUGCAAGAACUGGAUAAUAGAUUUAGUGAGCAUACAGUGGAACUUCUUCGUCUUAGUGCCGCUUUAAGCCCUCAAGAUGCAUACAAAUCAUUUAAGAUCGAUGAUAUAUGCAGCUUAGUUGAGAAGUUCUAUCCUCAAGAUUUUACCGAGCAAGAGAAAAUCAUUUUGAGAUUUCAAUUGGAUCAUUAUAAGCUUGAUGUGCCAAAACAUUCAGAUUUUCAGAAUAUGUCCACUUUAUCUGAGUUGUGCAGAGGAUUAGCAAUUUCAGGAAAAUCAAAGAUUUAUAAUUUGAUUGACAGGUUGAUUCGUCUAGUGUUGACUCUCCCUGUUUCUACCGCUACUACUGAACGAGCAUUUUCUGCCAUGAAACUUGUAAAAACUAGAUUACGUAGCAGAUGGAAGAUGAGUUUCUAG